GCUUCUGCGCAUGCGCGCGUGUUAUUGAGCGUGUUAUUGCUGCUGCUGAUGCGACUUGUUAUCAGUCCUCAGACGUCGACGGGACCGUUUUCCCCCCCUCGCAUUUCUCCCACGGAUAUGGACGCGCGAAGACUUUACUUUAAGGAUUUGUCUGGAAACGUUGUGGAAUUUCUGACGGAAAACGUUUUAAUUUCCCAAAGCACGAAACACGGAGGAUGUGAGGUGAAGCUAACGGGAGCUAACAGGAGGCUAACGGCGUUAGCAUUAGCAGCAGCAGGUGGAUUAUAACCAGCUUUCUCUGGCCUUCAGCGACACAAAACAUCUCCCGGAUCCUUCAGAUGGUCACAAGGAAAAAAAACUGAGGCAAACAAACGGCUUAUAUUGUACCGAGAGGACCGGAAAGUCCCCGAGGCUCCGUGUUCCCGGUGUGUCUCGGUUCAGUCUGACAGGAUGCUGUUAGCAUACACAGCUAACCGGUUAGCAUCCACACGGCUAGCGCGUUAAAUCUCACACGUUUGUGGUUUAGACAAAGCUGCAGAUAAUCCGGAUCAUGUUCCGAAUUAACACAUAGAAGAAAAGACUGAAAGUGAUUUAGAUCGAGUGAAAGAAGCUAGAAAGCUCUCGAGGGUCUGAGCUGUGAUGUAAUGAUGGUUUAAAACCAUGACACAGACUUAAAGAGCAUGAAAAUAAAUAUUAUUUAGGUCUAAACACCGAAUUCGAGCCUGUUAACUACAGCUUUCUGUCAUCUUUGGUGAUUUUAACUAGGACAAGCAUCUGUUUGUAACAUUACACUGAUGUAAUUCUUUAUCUCCAGGUAAAUCUGAGCAGAUAUUAAAAACACACACCUUUUAGAAAUAGUUAUAGAUUAUUACAUUUUCUGUCGUUACCUGAUUUAUCGCUGUGGUUCGGUUCACGUAGACGCUCAGGUUAAAUAUAAACGCGGUCCUAAAAUACAGGUUCUUUCUAUUCGGUUCUACUUGAUCUAACCGUAACAAGGUGCCACUUUAUAUUCGGUUUAAAUCUGUCAGGUCUGUUUAGUCAUUUUUUCCAGACCACGUCGUGGAUCAGGGCGCUUUAAUAACGCAGGGAUUUAAUUCAAAGUAAAGGUUUAUUGAUUGUGUGUAAAGACAAAACUUUCUGCUUUCCUUACAACCAGAAGGACACGGAGGUGCCGGAGCGAAACGAACAGUCGGCGUGUUGAAGUCAGGCCGAGGGAGUUAAUUAUUUAUCCACGAGGUCACGACUGCGCAUGGAUCUAAGCAAAAAUACUGCUGUUGGCACUUUGGCUAAAAGUGGACGAGAAUUAACUUGGAAUUCCAAACAUUAUUGCUUGGCGGAUUUUUAAUAAAAGACGAUACCUCCUGGAGUGUUUUUAACCUCGCAGGAGAGGAACGGCGCUCCUAAAUGGAGCAGGUUCUCUCCAGCCCGCGAGGUCGUUCCGACUGGGAAUCCGACCAGAAUUCGCUCGGAUUUCUGCUUUUGGAUAACGGCGACGUCGCCGCCGAAAGCGGCCAUGAAAAUCCAGAGAGACAUCAGAGAGGAGAGCCUGGUAUUGUCUCCCUAAGCUUUGAUGAGAUAUUUCAGGACAGCUCUUUGAAUCUAGAUGAAUUAUUUCGGGCAUCUCGGUAUUCUGGAUUAGAGCAAGCGUAUUCAUGGGAGUGUACGUCAGAGCGCGUCGGUCCGUCAUGGGAUAAACAGCGGUCUUUGUCACAGGAACCGGCUGCAGAAGACUGCUGUGAAACGUCACAGGAUGUGGUCACAGCAGACCUCAUCAAUUUUAAUUCCACUACACCCAGUCCCACACACACUUGCACAUCUCUGCAGGCUGUGGAAAGUUUACAACCUGUCGAAACGGAUCGCCCUUUAGACGGCCUCUUAGGCCGGCUUCCUCUGGGUCCUGUGCUGGACCAGGCACCGUCUCAGACCCUGCCUGCUCGGAGGACUAGCGUAGUAGACGAGAGUCCUGACUCGCAUCGGACAAAAGAUCUGUCCUCUUCACAAACUACACCUGAAAACACGACCAAUGUCUUGUGUGGAAAUUUGACGGGUCUUGCUGAAGAAAGCGCAAGUAGGAAUCCACUCGAGGCUUUGGUCCCCUUGCCUUUCAUCUACGAUUUGUCUUCCUCACCCCACUGUUCGCUUUCCCACGCUGAUGAUUCGGAUGAACUCUUACCGUCGUCGUUUUUAGAUUCGCUUGUUCAGCCAUGUGAUGGCAGUCACGCUAUCUUCCAGACGGCUGAUACUACAACUGCAGGAUCAUCUUCUGAACAGGAGGAUGAUAUCCCUUCAACUAGUAACAUGACACCCGACGAAGCAUCUAAGGUCUGGUCCAGGCCACAAUCACCUGCGGAUUCAUUAGCAUCGAGCACGCUGUCUGUACCAGAAAGAACAUUAGCUGGAUUAGACUCGGAGGGCAAACAAGGGGCACCACAUGAGUCAUUAUCACCUAAUGGAACACCUGAGAGCAGCUUUCUGGGCUUCAGUCAUAACUUUUUAUGCGAAGAUGAAAUGACUGUAGAAAUGGAAGAAGCAGUAGAAAGAGAUCUCACACAUAAUGAACCUGUGGAACAGGAACUCGGAUCUGAUUUUGAUCAAGCUUUUCUUUCGUCACGUUCAUUUAUACCUGAGCCGACGUCUCCGGUGGAGUCCGUAUCGAUCUCUCAGGUCUCGCUUUCUCCUCAGACAGGCCGCUCGCCAGAGUCCAGUAACCAUGAGCUUUAUAUUAAAUCUGAAACUGCAACUGACUUGAAAGAAAACUCGUCCCUUUCUGUAAUAUUUGCCUCUGAGAAAGACAUCAUUGUCAAUACCUUUCCUGCCUUGGAGAAAGAACCCCCUCCCAUUUCUCCUUCAAGUUGUCUUUCCCUUGAGGCGAACGCGAUGACUGAUGCGAUCUCGCUCGGCCCUGAAUCUCAAACACGCACUUCAUCAGAACUAGAACUCGAACAUAAUCCAUCAGAGACCACCAACAUGCCUGAGGACACAGGCAAAGAACUGACAAUCAACUUGCCCAAUGUGGACACAUCAGUCACAGAAACGCGUACGCUCGUUGCCGUCGAUACACACCUCCUAUUGCACGUUCAGGAGGUGGCGUCUGUUAACACGUCGAUUAACGGUACAACUCGACACUGCCAAGAUUCCGAUGGCUGUACGAACACGCAGGAUGAAUCGGAGUGCCUCUGUUCAGGUACCCGUAACUAUACACCUGAAAAGGACAUUCACGUGAUGUUUGACGGUCUUCAGUACUCACACACGCCGACCGAGUCGUCCGACAGCGGUCUGAACACACACACACCUGACCAUACAACAUUACCUGCCCCAGGAAGCCCAGAGGUUGAAGCUGUGUGUGUGCAGCAAGGGGAAAGAGAAGGUAGUUAUAGUGACCCGGGUGCCUUUUUUGGGAGUGGAUUAGAUCCCACCCUCCUCUCAGGUGCAGAUAGUCCACUCAGCCAACUGGGCAGGGCCAUGGAGCAGGAAAGGGGCGGGGCUACAUCAAGACUCUGUCAGUCAGCUGAUGUGAAGGUAGAUGGGGAAACUGAUCUACCUGACCAAGCAGACCUGUCUCAGGUAGCACAGCCAAGGGUAAAUCCGCUCAGAGAUGAGUCUCCCAGCGGAGUCUGUCCGCUAGAAGAAACAUGUCCGCCUCUGAUGGGGGACGACGACGUCGUUGUAAUUCCUGACGGGCCCGACGAUGCGGAAAUGGCUCUGGAGAUAUGCGUGAGCUCAGAUUUGAUCCAGGAUGGGAGUGUCGGUGCCAGCGCGCUUCCAGCAGCCAAUCCACAGGACGACGAACGCUCGGCCCUUCAGGCCGUGUUUCAAGCUCUCGAUCAGGAUGGGGACGGAUUUGUCCGUAUCGAGGAGUUCAUGGAGUUUGCCACGGCAUACGGAGUGGAACAGGUGAAGGACCUGACCCGCUUCCUCGACCCGAGCGGCCUGGGGGUCAUCAGCUUUGAGGAUUUCCACAGAGGCAUCACAGCCAUCGGCAACGGAGGAUCUGACCCAGAUCUCUACAAGUUACAGCUCACUUCAGGGGAUGCCGCUGGAGCAGCCGAGGAAUAUGAUGAGCAGGCGGAGGUGUCAGACAGCGCGUACCUGGGCUCGGAGAGCGCAUACAGCGAGUGUGAGACGUUUACAGACGAGGACACAGGAGCGCUCGUACACCCUGAACUGCACGAGGACGUCGAGACAGACAGCGGCAUCGAAACCACGCUCGCAGAGAACGAGGACCGCAACAGGUUCUCUCUCGGCUCGGAUUUGCACGGCCACGCCCUGGUAGCAGUGAUCGGCGGGGAGGAGGAGCACUUUGAGGACUUUGGAGAGAGCAACUCCGCCUCUGAUCUUUUGCUGGCCAAUGAGGAGGAAGGGAGGGCAGCUCCUGAAGGGGAGGGAGCUCCAGAGCUACACCUACACACUGGUAGCCCGGUGCACCGCUCAUCUAUGCUGCUGUCACCCAGCUUCCAAAAUUUCCUGCAGUCGGAAUCUCUGGAGUUUUUCUGCACUCACUGUCACAAACAGUUCAGCCGCCUUGAGGAUCUCUCCACCCGCCUGCACUUUCUAGAAAUGAAUAGCUCCAGUAAAAGACUUUCCAGUAAAAAGGCAGCAAGGCACUUGUUACAGACCAGUGGUCUGGAUGGAAUGAACGACCUGAGCCGCGACAUUCUGGACCUCGCUGAUAGUGACAUCACUGACAAGGUGCUACUCCUGGAACGGCGAGUGUCUGAGCUGGAGAAGGACUCGGCAGCCAGCGAGGAGCAGCACGCACGUCUGCGGCAGGAGAACCUGACCCUGGUGCACCGUGCUAACGCCCUGGAGGAGCAGCUCAAGGAGCAGGAGCUCCAUGCUGACGAGACCUUCAACACACUCGCCCGCAAACACAGAGACGCUCUGAGCAAGCUACAGCGUGAGAGAGAGCUGGAGAUCGAGAACCUGCAGGCAAGGCUGCAGCAGUUGGAUGAAGAGAACAGUGAGUUAAGGUCAUGCGUGCCCUGUUUGAGAGCUAACAUCGAAAGACUGGAAGAGGAGAAGAGAAAACUUCAGGACGAAGUGGACGAUGUGACCGACCGUCUGAACGAAGAAAUGGAGUCUCGCAGAAAAAUGGCUGACAAGCUGAGCCACGAACGCCACACCAGCCAGAAAGAAAAAGAGACCACGCAGGAGCUGAUCGAGGACUUGAGGAAGCAGUUGGAAAUGCUGCAGCUGUUUAAGUUGGAGAUGGAGGCACGACGAGGACGUUCACCUGCCGCCGGACUGCAGGAAUACAACACACACAUGAGAGAGAACGAGCUGGAGCAGGAAAUCCGACGACUCAAGCAGGAUAAUCGCAGUUUAAAGGAGCAGAAUGAUGAGUUGAAUGGACAGAUCAUCAACCUUAGCAUUCAGGGAGCCAAAAGCCUCUUCACCGAGUCUCUGUCUGAGUCGCUGGCAGCAGAGAUCAACAACGUCUCUCGCACAGAGCUAAUGGAGGCCAUCAAGAAGCAGGAGGAGAUUAACUUCCGCCUGCAGGACUACAUCGACCGCAUCAUCGUGGCCAUCAUGGAGUCCAACCCUUCUAUACUCGAGGUCAAAUAAUCACCAUGGCAACAGACCCCCGAAUUCACAACGGCACUGAAGCGACGUACACGUUCAAGAUGAUCUUAUUUAUAUCACAGCUUCGCUCCUGCUCUUAAGUCAUAAGGCAUCAUUUCAGAAAGCGUGUGUGUGUGUGUGUGUGUGUGUGUGUGUGUUCCUGUUACAGUGUAUGUUGGUUCCUGUGACUUCCCUGUGCUGUGGGAUUGAGGAAUGAAGUGUGUGUGUGUGUGUGUGUGUUAGGGAUGUCUUGAUUUAAUUAAAAAUCUGUAUUUAAGGUUACAUUCACAUUUAUACAUCACCUGGUGUUCAGAACAGCGUCUGUGAUGUAAUAAGCUCCCACGGUUAUCACGGUUGCUAUAGUUACUAUUACUAUAGAACCUCCGUCUUAAAUGACGCCCAAUUGGAGCUCGGUUCGACACGACGGCAAGCUGUCGCAUCCAAAACAGAAGAAUAUCCACUUUUACAUUUACAUUACAUUUACAGCAUUUGGCAGACGCCCUUAUCCAGAGCGACGUACAUAAGUGCUUAAAUCUCUAGUAACUCACUUCAGUAAAUACAGUACACACACUGCCACCUUUACCAGAC
Tachysurus fulvidraco (yellow catfish) is the source of this 6150-nucleotide messenger RNA. RefSeq names its product RAB11 family interacting protein 3 (class II) (gene rab11fip3). Lineage: Eukaryota; Metazoa; Chordata; Actinopteri; Siluriformes; Bagridae. Gene Ontology annotation, biological process: regulation of cytokinesis; endocytic recycling. The record is from RefSeq and is a predicted model, not a curated record. Gene Ontology annotation, molecular function: calcium ion binding. The transcript is spliced from 14 exons. Gene Ontology annotation, cellular component: midbody; endocytic vesicle; cleavage furrow. The coding region runs from base 1405 to 5565 and encodes 1386 amino acids.